Molecule: messenger RNA, 1276 nt
Organism: Haplochromis burtoni (Burton's mouthbrooder)
Lineage: Eukaryota; Metazoa; Chordata; Actinopteri; Cichliformes; Cichlidae
Exons: 9
Coding region: 213-1109 (298 amino acids)
Source: RefSeq, a predicted model, not a curated record
UGAAGAAGAAACAGGAGAAUGAAAGAAGAGGGAAGAAGAGGAAACAGAGUGAAACUGUUCUGAGGUCAGCGGGCAGAAAGGGUGAAGCUGGCAAGCAGAAAAGCUGCCAGCCUGACAAAGUAGGAGUGAAAUCAUCAUCAUCAUCAGCACCGAACCACUCCCUCCGUCAGACUGAUCCUGGGACAGCAGAAAAGUCCAAGGAGAAGAAGAAGAUGGAAAACAGAGAUGCAUCCAAGACUCACAAGGUGCCAACGAUUUCAGAGACAAACUGGAAAAGAGCUCUGACUGCCAUCCUCGGGCAGCUGAACAACCCUCAGUACAAUGAGAUGCUGACAUUUCUGAAAAUCCUCCAAAAGAAGAAAACCACUAAGUUCAAAGAACACUUGCCCCAAAACAUUAUUGAGCGCUUCGGAGUGGAAACUUCCAUCCGGAAAGUCAAAGAAGCACUAGAUCGGAUACCUCGGAGGGACGAUGCAGUCCAGAAACACUUGCGACCCUUUGUGCACAAACUGAAGAGCAAACAGGAAAAGAAGAAGAAGGGUAAACGGAUAAACUCCCAGCGUAAGACUGAUCCUGUCGGCAUAAUGAAGUCCAAAAAGAAGAAGAUGGAGAACAAAGAUUCAUCCCUGAGAUCAACUGAAACCACCAAAACUCCCGAGACUGAUCCUGUCAGCACAAUGAAGCCCAAAAAGAAGAAGACGCAGAACAACGAUUUAUCUAUGAAGUCAGCUGAAACCACGAACGCUCCCGAGUCUGAUUGUUCAGAACCAUCAGAGGCUAAACUGGAGGAGCCAGCGAACAGUGAUUCAUCCCUGAAUUUGAAUGGAGCCACCAAAACUCCCAAGGCAGCUGUGGAGGAUCAGAGUGCACCUGUCCACACUGGGAGAGUUAAAAUCAAAGCAGUCACAUCCUUCAAUAAAAGCAACACUCACCUGGUGGUGGAUGUAAAAACGGAGCUGAAGGAGUGUUUUGUGAGGACUCGUCUCCUGGCAGAGGCACUUGGCUACAAAAUGGAUGAAGGCAUUGAAGCCAGAAUCCGCGAGGCAAUGCCGAUCUCAGCAGAGGCUACAAUGCAAGGAAAGAAAAUUACGGCCAUUAAAAAGGUUUAAAAAUGUAUUUUUAUGAUUAUUUAAUUUUACCUGUCUCACUCUGUUUUUCUAAGCUCAUGGUGUAAAUGACCAUUAAAUGGACACAUAUAUUUCAGUAGUAUUCUCACGUUUUUUGAAUGUUUUGUUUUGAAGUUCAGCCUUUUAUUUUGAAAGACAAAAUUAUAGCG